CUGUCACUUUGAGUGUUCAAGAUCAACCAGAAUAGUUUUUUCUGAAUCGAUUGCUUGAAAUAUUGAUUGGUGUGAUGAAUUUUCGCGUAAAUAUUAAUAUUUGUCGUGUUUGUAUGAAGACGAAUGAUGGCACAUCGCUCCUGGAGAAUAAGGAAUUGGGCGAGAUGUUUGUGUUUACAACGGGCUUGAAGCUGAACGGGAGUGAUGACAUGCCCGCCCUAAUAUGUAGCAAAUGCUCAAAGCGUCUCCACAUAGCCAAUGAUUUUGUAAAGUUGGCUCAUGAGACAGAGAAAAAUUUGAAAGCAUUUCUCUCGAAGAUUAGUAAAGAUUUUCAAUUGGUUACAAACAACAUUUCUGAUAAAAGUAAAAUCAACGAAGAAGACGAAGAUGACGAUUUGUUGUCAGCGAUUCUUGAAGACGAAAGUAUCAAUAAAACACCCGAAGAAUCAAAACAGACCUUCUCAAAGUGUGUGCUUGUGCAAAAGACUAACGGUGCUGUUUGCGCUUCCCAGGUAUCCAGUAACAGAAAAAUAACUAUCAGGGAUAAGUCAAAAAAUGAGAUGCAAGAAAGCCAACUGCUACCAGAAUUAAAGAAUGCAAAACGUGCUGCUGGAAAUAUGUCACCGGAGGGCGGCGUAGAUAUGGACAGUAACUUGAUAGGAGUAAACGCUAAAACAGUAGAUACAAAUAUUGGCAUACAACAAUUUAAAUUAUACAAACCCGAUGUGCAAAUGAAAAUAGAGUCACAGGAGGUGGGGAACACAUCAAAUUUGAAUAUUAAAUGCAGCAUAGAUUUCAGUGGAGCUGGGAAUGGGCAGCCUGCUGCGAGUGAUGAACUUCAAAAUGAAGAUUCUCCAAGUCAUGAAAUACCAAUUCUUGAAUACACCGAUGAAGAAUCUCAAACAGAAUUGGAAAUUUUAGAAGAGAAUCUACAACCAAGUGACGAUACACGCAGUUGUUCCAGUGCAGUGGAAGAGCAAGCGGCUAGAAGUGAUGGUUAUUUCAAGGAAUAUCAAGCGAUGCUACAGGAGGGUGACGAGUACUUAGAAGAUAACAGUUCAGAGCAUAGCAAAGCGACAACAUCCAAUGACUUACAUUUGGAUGAUGACACUGACGAAUUAUCGGACAAUGGAUAUCUCGCUGUGAAAAACGUUGAGGAGGCGCACAUUGAUGAAGAACAUCUUGUCGAUUCGCCAUCACAUACGCAGCCAGUAACCGAAAAUAUUACAAUCGCUGAAAAGGAAGUAAAGCUCAAACCGCGCAAAACUCAAAGUAGAACAAAUGGCCGUGGUGCAAGUUCCAGGUCAGCGAAACAAGAUGACGGAUUAAGUACUUCAAAGCGCUUCCUCUGUUUUAAAUGUAAUCGCGACUUCAGCACCAAAACCAAUCUUACACGGCAUAUGGCAACACAUGAAGGCAAUCGGCCAUUUCAGUGCAAUGUGUGCAAUAAGAGUUUCACGCAGAAUGUAUCACUCAAACAGCACAUGUACACGCACACUGGUGAGAAGCCAUACCGGUGCGAGGUUUGUAAUCGCGGCUUUACGCAAUGCAAGAGCCUGGUGUUCCACAUUCGUAGACACACAGGCGAAAAACCGUUUCCUUGUGAAAAGUGCGGAGCACUCUUUAGACAAAAGGAUGGUCUAAAGACUCAUAUACUUAAAAGGCAUACGAUCAAGUCACAAGACGAGCUAACUACAUGCGCCAUCUGUAAGGAGUUGCUUCCCGACAACACCGUUCAAGAACACAUGAAAAAACAUCUCAAUGACUAUGUGCGUGUUGACUCUGUAAUGUCAUGCGCGAACCGUGAGGCAAAUACAGACGACGACUCGGAUAUGCUACUCGAGUAUAUAGACGAUGACCCACUACAUGAAAAAUCCACCGUCUUUAUACGAGGCGAUUCUGUGGCAGAGAGUGCAGAUGAUAUAGGUUCAGAAGCGCAUGUUGUAGAUUUAAUGACAACGUCAGCGUUGGAACCAAGCCGUGCCAAGAAAUACCAGUGCCGCAAAUGCUUCAAAUGCUUUGCCAUCAAAAAAAAUCUUAUUCGCCAUUUGACAACCCACAACGUACCGGUUAGUUUGGAUAUGGGCAGCAGCGACGAGUUACGUGCCCCCACGUCGAAGGAGGCCAAUAGCCCCGAAGAAGUCUAUCAGUGCGAACUAUGUGAAUUGAUGUUCGACAGCACAGAAGAAAUGCUUAAGCACAGUAAUUUAGAUCACGCUUUUAAAUGCGACGAAUGUCCACAAUUGCAAUUCACAUCACGUCGGCUACUCUCCGAGCACAUGAUGAAGCAUGGAUUAAGUGGCAUGCAUAUGGAUGUAUGUCGUAUCUGCGCAGGAUCUAAGCAUCUGAAAUGUUUUCAAGGCAACGAGCAACUGACAGAAUUAUUGAAAGUUUGCGCCAACGUAACGGUAAAAGAAGAUGAUAUCUUACCAAAGCAUAUCUGUGAACAGUGCGAGUUUGGAUUACGUUUCUCAUACAGUCUCCGGAAACAAAGUGAGGCAACGGAGAGGCGUCUACGGCAAGGAAUGGUAAUGCCAGCUAUUAGUACCACCGCUCAUGUUCAAGAAACGAUUGUUUUGGAUGAUGAUGAACCGGAACCGCCCUCAUUGACUGUAAACAACAACAGCCAAGAGCGAACCGCAUCCGAUUUGAGUAUAAAUAUUUGCACUUCAACAAAUGAAGUGCGCGAAGAUUAUUCCACUGCAAAUGCGGUGCCAUCGGCACAGGAAAUACUUGCAGCUAAACGUUUACGACUGGAUAUUGAUGACCAGCAGGUAAUAGCCGAAAAGCGUAUACAAUUGGAAUAUGAUGCGCAAGGCCUGGAUGAUUACACAAAUGAAGAAAUACAAUUAGACGAAGAAGUGGCGAACGCACAUUUUGAUUUGAAUGAAGCGAUGAACGAUUGCGAUGAUGUGAUUGAACUAAUCGAUGAUGAUGAUGAUUCGCUUAUGUUAGAGUCACCACGGGAAGAAAAUCCACAAGAAAGCGACUAUAACAAGUUGAAUGCAAAUGAUGGUCAAACCCAGGACUUAAUUGAAGAAAUACUGUCGUCGGGUGAUGACGAGACAAACCGAAAUGAAUUCGAUGAAAAUGCAACUGUAGAGUUGAAGCCUCAAGGAGAUCAAGCGGAUAUAGUGUAUGAGAAUUUAGAUGAUGACGGUGAAGAAUCAAUUGAUAUCGACGAUUGUCAAAUAGAUUUUACGAAAGAAGAGCGCGAAGAUGACGAUUGCGAUACGUAUUUCGAAAAUGAAUCGAACAAAACACAGGAAACUGAGGUCGCAAUAGAUGAUGGCGAUUCUACUUCACAAGAAAAGCAAGCGGAACAAGAAGAGGAAGUAGCUAGUGGGACAACGUUUAAAAUGCACAAAGGAAAGGUCUUAUCCUACAACUGCGACACCUGUAAUUUGGAUUUCGAUUCACAUCGAGAAUAUCGCGACCAUGUAAAAACGCAUGGUGCUAAACGUUUUUGUUGCAAGCAAUGCGACAAGUGGUUCCCACACAUUUCUCGACUUGAAAGACACGCCAAAUCGCAUCAAAUGGAUGGCGAGCGACUGUCGUGCCCGCACUGCGACCGCACCUAUCGAUCACGUUGCAACUUGACGCGACAUCUGCGUAGUGCACACGACGUAAAUACUGCGCUAUGUCCCGUUUGCGGCGAGGCAUUUGGACGCGGUGAUAUUCUGAAGAACCACAUGGCCACUCACUCAAACGAUCGCGAAUAUCAGUGCGAUAAAUGUCCCAUACGAUUCAAAACGAAAAUCUCUUUCACUAAGCACGUUCGUAUGCACGCAAAAGUUGAGGAUGUGGAAAAAUCAAAACCUGACGAUGAUACGACGGCGAAAAAGUCCUUCUGCUGUCACUUUUGUGGCAAGAUAUCCAAACACUAUUUUACCCACAAAAUGCACAUGCGCAUACAUGCGCACGAGCGGCCUCACAAGUGCGACGCAUGCGGUAAAUCAUUUUGCACUGUGGCCGCGCUAAUUACGCAUGAACGCAUCCAUGACAACGUGCGGCCAUAUCAAUGUGAACACUGUCUGCUCUCCUUUCGACAGCAGGCGCAUCUCAAGGAGCAUCGCAUGAUACACGAAGGUAUUACGCCACAUGUCUGUAGUAUUUGUAAACUGGCUUUUACGAAAAAGAACAAUAUGCUGGUGCAUAUGCGCAUUCACUCGGGAGAAAAUCCGUACAAGUGCGUCAGUUGUGGUGAACAAUUUAAGAAAUCAGCACAGUUACGAAAACACAAUAAAUCUGUGCACAACAAAGAAGUUGAUGAUCAAGUUAAGGAAACCGAGAAGUUAGAUAAAGCUGGGAAUGACGAAGAAGUUAAUGAAAAAGAAGACGAAGACGAAGAAGGAGAGGAAGAAGAGGGAGAAGAAGAAGAGGAGCACGAACAAGAAAAUCAGCAAGAAAAUCUGCACGAAAAAGAUAAUGAAAGUCGCUUUGCAGAUUUAGCUUCAGAGCAGCUGUUUAGCGACAGCAAUAGUCUUGAGGUAAUAGAAGCGGAAAAUGGGUCAGCCAUACAAAAGGGCAUUGCCGCAGAAAUAUCUGGCGUGACGAAGAGUGCUGAGCUGGUUUCAUGUAUUAGCAAUAAUUUUUCGGAUGAUUUUAAUGUCGAUGAUGACAAUGGUGUUGUACUGGUAGUGGACGACAACGCUAAAUUCAAUAGCCUGUUUAUAAUGGACGAUUAAUAUUUAUGUGCACAUUAAUUUACUAUAUAGGCCUCUUCUUUCCGCCAAGCGUUCGCAAGUGGCGAAUAGAUGCAGCAACUGGUUAAAAUAAACAUAUCUGGGCAGUGCUGGAAUAGAGCGGCCUGAAAUUCCAUUUGUUUGUAAAAUAGAGGGUGAUACUAGUUUAAUGAGUUAGAUCAGAUUAAUGAGUUAUACCAGAGUAAUGAGUUAUACCAGUUUGAUGAGUUAGACCAGUUAAAUGAGUUAUACCAGUUAAAUGAGUUAUACCAGUGUAACGAGUUAUACCAGCUUAAUGAGUUAGACCAGAUUAAUGAGUUAUACCAGAGUAAUGAGUUAUACCAGUUUGAUGAGUUAGACCAGUUUGAUAAGUUACACCAGUUAAAUGAGUUAUACCAGUGUAACGAGUUAUACCAGCUUAAAGAGUUAGACCAGCUUAAUGAGUUAUACCAGCUUAAUGAGUUAUACCAGAGUAAUGAGUUAUACCAGUUUGAUGAGUUAGACCAGUUUAACGAGUUAUACCAGUUUAAUGAGUUAUACCAGUUUAAUGAGUUACACCAGUUGAAUGUGUUAAACCAGUUUAAUUAGUUACACCAAUUUAAAGAGUUAUACCAGUUUAAUGAGUUAGACCAGUUCAAUGAGUUAUACCAGUUUAAUGAGUUAUACCAGUUAAAUGAGUUAUACCAGUGUAACGAGUUAUACCAGCUUAAUGAGUUAUACCAGUUUAAUGAGUUACACCAGUUGAAUGGGUUAUACCAGUUUAAUGAGUUAUACCAGUUUAAUGAGUUAGACCAGUUUAAUGAGUUAUACCAGUUUAAUGAGUUACACCAGUUUAGCGAGUUACACCAGUUUAAUGAGUCAGACAAGUUAAAUGAGUUAUACCAGUUCAAUGAGGUAUAACCAUUCUCGCUAGCGGCGACUCUCACUCGCGCACAUGCAACUUUUUCGUCGAGUUCAGUCGAGCAGAGGGAUAGCGAGCAGAGAAGUGGCGAAUGGAAGGCGCCUAAUAUAUAUUAUGUAAGGUACAUAUCGCUGUUAACAUUUAGUUGGUUAUUUUUUAAUUUUUACUCUAUCGAUGGUAUAAAUAUUAGGCUAAUUCAAAUGUUUACAUUUUUUAACUACAAAAAAAAAUUAAGAAAAAAACCAUACAUAUUGUAUAUUCAUAUCUCC
Molecule: messenger RNA, 5855 nt
Organism: Anastrepha obliqua
Lineage: Eukaryota; Metazoa; Arthropoda; Insecta; Diptera; Tephritidae
Product: zinc finger protein 236-like
Exons: 9
Coding region: 75-4688 (1537 amino acids)
Cellular component (GO): nucleus
Molecular function (GO): zinc ion binding
Source: RefSeq, a predicted model, not a curated record